AUGACGUCUAAAGAAGAAUGGUUUGAUAAAGCAACUUCUGAUGAUGGUAAAAUUCGUAAAAUACCAUACGAAGACAUUUCCAAGGGAGAACUUAUUGGUGAUGGAUCUUUCGGGAAAGUGUAUUUAGCUAAAUGCAAUUCAAUCGCCGAAAACAUCGUACUCAAAAAGAUCAAAAAAUGCCAUAUUAAAGGAAAAGAUAGCUUCUACGGAUUUAUAAAAGAGUUAAAAAUACAUAGUAAUUUGAAUCAUACGAGUAUUAUUCACUUAUACGGAAUCAGUGAGAAGAAGCACGAUACUUUAAACUGGACCAAAAAAAUAUCACUAGCUAAGCAAAUGGCUGAUGGUAUUCAUUAUCUUCACUCGCACGAUAUAAUUCAUCGAGAUUUGCAUUCCAAAAAUAUUUUAUUACGUGAUGAUCAAAUAAAAAUUGCAGAUUUUGGUCUUUCUAAGGAUGUUAAUAGCAAACCCUCCAGUGCUUCGGAAAAUUUGGGCGCGACACCGUAUACUGAGCCUAAAACCCUUGAGCAUGAAAUUAUUGAAGGACUACGUGAAGAUCCACUUCCUGAUACCCCUGUUAAAUAUAUGGAAUUAUAUCAGCAUUGUUGGAAACUUGAGCCGGAAGAUCGCCCUUCAAUCCAGGAGAUUUGCAAAAGGGCGCCAACUGCAUUCAUGCUUUUCCGUAUAAAAUAUUUGGAGGGUCUUCUGCGAGUUGGCGUCAAUUGUCGGAUGCGAAUUGUAAGUCGCAUGGCUUCCGCAGCUUGGAAACGACAACCAGAAUUUAUAAAAUGCGGUCAGAGACGAAGACCUCAACAACAAAUGGUGAACACAGUGUCAAUCGGCCUUGAUGUUUACCAAACUCCAGCAUCAAAUACACAAAUAUUCGUAAACGAUCCAAUGUCAAUUAAAUUCAUUUAUUUGCAAGUAGAUUAA
Molecule: messenger RNA, 930 nt
Organism: Ambispora gerdemannii
Lineage: Eukaryota; Fungi; Glomeromycota; Glomeromycetes; Archaeosporales; Ambisporaceae
Source: the annotation of a GenBank genome assembly